AUGGCUUCCAAUGGUGGAGAUGUGGCUUCAUCCCAGUCAACAUCAAAGCCAUCUCCUUCUCCACCUCCUCUACGCAGUUCUAAAUUUAGUCAAGUUCGGUUUAUAGUUACUUCUUCUGAUUAUUUGCUUUCUCUAGAUGUUCUUUUAUUACGUGCUCUCCCAGAAGUUGACUUGCUGUUUUUGAAAACUGUACUUAAAAAGGGAAAAGUAGAAGGUUAUUGUGGUUUGUUCAUUGGUUCGAAGGACAACCUUAGGAAAUGGAUUGGGCAUCCAAAAUUUGAACUUAUUCAUCAUGAUGUGACUGAACCUUUAUUGAUUGAAGUCGAUCAAAUUUAUCACCUCUCAUGCUCAGCUUCUCUCAUCUUCUACAAGUACAGCCCUGUAAAGACAAUAAAGACAAAUGUUAUCGGCACUCUAAAUAUGCUGGGACUUGCUAAGCGAGUUGGAACAAGAAUCUUGCUAACAUCAACCUCUGAAGUCAUUGAGCAUCCUCAGAAGGGAGAGUAUUGGGGCAACGUCAGCCCAAUUGAGAUUCGUAUUGCUAGAAUCUUCAACACUUAUGGACCUCGCACGAACAUUGAUGAUGGUCGUGUUGUUAACAAUUUUAUAGUGCAGGCACUCAGGGAUGAGCCAUUGACAGUCCAGUCUCCUGGAACACAGACCCGCAGCUUCUGCUAUGUUUCUGACAUGGUUGAUGGCCUUAUUCGACUAAUGGCAGGCGACCACACUAGACCCAUCAACCUUGGAAAUCCUGGCGAGUUUACAAGGAUGGAGCUUGCUGAAACCGUGAAAGAGGUCAGUAAGCUUAUUGAUUCUUCUAUCCCCGUUAAGAUCAUGGACAAUAGACCAGAUGAUCCUCGAUAGAGGAAGCCUGACAUUACAAAGGCAAAGAAACUCUUGGGAUGGGAGCUCAAGGUCAAGUUACGUGAAGGUCGCCCUCUCAUGGAAGAAGAUUUUAGACAGAGGCUCGGCAUUCCAAAGAAGUAACACCCUCCCAUUUUGCAUAUGCAUCGUUGGGGAUCUUGGAUCUUUUACAGGGCUCUGUGCAUUUCAUCAUGCUGAGAACGAUUGUUUUAAAGGAUUAUUGUUCGUCAGAUGAACAACUGUUCAAGGACCUGGUUGCUCAGUUUUUCAUGAAGUUGGUGGAAUGAGGAGCCAUGAAUAUCCAAAUCCAGAUGAGCAUCACAAUGGAGUGGUUCGAUUUUUCCUCCACUGCACCAGCGGUAAAUGAUUACAUAGCUAUCACCUCUUGCCCUAAAACCAAAUUUCUCUCUCUAGGCCACUUGCUCCAAAUGGGUACAUAUCCAUCAGCUCUUGGACUAAAACCAAAUUUCUCUGUCUCUCUCUGAGCCACUUGCUCCAAAUAGCAGGAUAUUCAUCAACUAUUUGGCUAAAACCAGGUCCCUCCCUCUCUCUCCAAGAUGCCACUUGUUUCUUCAAAUAGCAAAUGAGAGAAGAAACGAAAAAGUUCGAGAGCCCAAUCCAUGUGCAAGAAUGGUGGAGGAUCCUCAAUCAGCUAAGAAACUAGGGCGUGUUAGCCAUGAUGAAUUCUGCAACACCAUGAAUGAGAAGUUGAAUUGUGAAGCUCGAAUGGAAGCUGAUCAUGCCUCUCCAAAGCCAGACCAGCCUAAAUUGAAGUAGUAUUUUCCUCUUUUUUUUGUGAAGUUUUAUGGAAGAAAAGUUGUUAGAGAAAUCUAUUUAUGGGAUGUAAUAUAUGCAUUUGUAAUUUGUCUACGUGCUAGGCAAGAUAUCAAUUUAAGUGUGUUAUGGCUGAAUUUGCCUCAA
Messenger RNA from Amborella trichopoda, 1785 nucleotides. The record is from RefSeq and is a predicted model, not a curated record. Lineage: Eukaryota; Viridiplantae; Streptophyta; Magnoliopsida; Amborellales; Amborellaceae.